Messenger RNA from Papaver somniferum (opium poppy), 717 nucleotides. RefSeq lists its product as uncharacterized. The transcript has a single exon. Bases 1 to 717 code for a protein of 238 amino acids. The record is from RefSeq and is a predicted model, not a curated record. Lineage: Eukaryota; Viridiplantae; Streptophyta; Magnoliopsida; Ranunculales; Papaveraceae.
AUGGAUAAUUGUCCUGAAAUAAUUGUUAAUCUUGAUACUAGCUCUGCUAAGUCAGAUUCAGUUGUUGGGAAGAAAAUUCCUUUGAUUGAGUUACCAGAUGAUUUGUUCGAAAAAAAUUUAGAUCCAUGGAGAUUCUCUCUUAUUGGAAGGUUAAAUUUACAUAAAAUUAAGUUUGUUGAUGUAGUUAUAAUUCUUAGAAGUCAAUGGAAAUUAGUUGGUGAUUGCAAACUAAUUCCAUUAGGAAGAGGUUUUUUCACAAUCAAACUAGAUAAUGAGAUUGAUCGAGAUCACAUCAAAUCAAAAGUAUGGGAGGUUAAAGAUCAAGUUCUCAAAGUCAGGGACUGGGUUUAUAAUUUUCGACCUGUUAGUCAAAGAAGUUCUAAGGCAUUUGUUUGGGUGCGUUUUCCGGGGUUAGGUCUUGAAUUUUGGAGUGAACAAAUUCUUUUUAAGAUUUGUCAGGAACUUGGUACUCCAAUUAAAAUUGUUGCGGAAACUGCUAAAUAUGAUGUUGGAUAUUAUGCAAAUGUGUUGGUGGAGGUAGAUUAUGCUCUUCCAAUUCCAAAUAAGGUUUGGAUUGGUACUAAAUAUGGUGGUUUCUUUCAAGAAAUCUCCAUUCCAGAUUGUUCCAAAUACUGUACUAUUUGUAAAAUGGUUGGACAUUUCAUUACCGAAUAUCGUGUUGAGAAAAAUAGAGUUACUGAAAAUACUUCAGCAUGA